AAACCUUUAAAAGGCAAGGAAAGAGGUCUUCAAACUCAAGUAGGGAGUCAAACUAAAAAAUGGUAAGAUCUCCCUGCUGCGAAAAGGCUCACACCAACAAAGGAACUUGGACGAAAGAGGAAGAUCAGCGCCUUAUCGCACACAUCAAGGCCCAUGGCGAAGGUCGUUGGCGCUCCCUCCCCAAGGCGGCCGGUCUCCUCCGAUGCGGCAAGAGUUGCCGCCUCCGGUGGAUCAACUAUCUCCGUCCCGACCUCAAGCGCGGUAACUUCACCGAGGAAGAGGAUGCCCUCAUCAUCCAUCUCCACUCUCGCCUAGGCAACAAGUGGUCACUGAUAGCAGGGAGAUUGCCGGGGAGGACCGACAACGAGAUCAAGAACUACUGGAACACACACAUCAAGAGAAAGCUACUAAGCAAGGGAGUGGACCCGAGCACACACCGGCCGAUUGAUGCGACUUGUGAGAAGAGCGAGGAGAAGGGGUGGCGGUCGGAGGAGGCACCGAGGUGUCCUGACCUCAACUUGGAGCUGUGCAUGGGCCUUCCGAGCUUUCAGCAAGAACCUAAGUGCGUCGUGCCGAGCAACACUACAUUAGACUAUAGAAGGAAUCUUCAGAUGAUCAAGUAGUAGAUUUUAAAAAGUGUAUGCGUGUUUUUAUAAAGAGGAAAAAAAUAGAGAAAAUUGUGUUUAGUUUGCAAGAUAAAUAAGUUUGUGAUAAGAGAAGAGAGGGAUGAGAAUUCGCUUUCUCCUCUUUUAUGUUUUCCUUUUUUUUUUGUUGUUACAAUUAUGAGAAGAUAAAGCAAUACAAUUGUCGAUGUUUGGGUAGUCUGCUAAAA
Molecule: messenger RNA, 832 nt
Organism: Zingiber officinale
Lineage: Eukaryota; Viridiplantae; Streptophyta; Magnoliopsida; Zingiberales; Zingiberaceae
Product: myb-related protein Zm38-like
Exons: 2
Coding region: 60-623 (187 amino acids)
Source: RefSeq, a predicted model, not a curated record